Ilex paraguariensis (yerba mate) is the source of this 488-nucleotide messenger RNA. NCBI's taxonomy places the organism in Eukaryota, Viridiplantae, Streptophyta, Magnoliopsida, Aquifoliales, Aquifoliaceae. The record is from the annotation of a GenBank genome assembly.
ACUUCGAAAAGUACUUCACAUCAUCAGAUCCUUCUUUCCUUUCAUUAGAAAACCUUCUUAAGGACAAGACCGAAAGUUUGCCAUUAUUUGAAUCCAAUUCUGAAAAUGGAUUAAAUCCAACUAUUCCGAUCCCUUAUUCCGGCAGAUCAAUCGUCAGUCAAAAUGUUCCGGCCAACGGGCAGAACUUUCUUCCGACUUCUGGGUUUAUAAAUAUGCCUUCCGGUGGCCAUGGUACCAUCAGCUCAAUGUCGGACUCAACUCCACCAGUUGUUAGCCAAUUUAGUCCACAACUCAUAGAGAACACUCUCCCUUAUAGGAUUAUCAAUUCAAUGCCAAACUUCGAGCCACCACAAGCUCUCAGCCUAAAUCUUUCAUCAAAUAGUGUAAACAGUCUCUUGGACAGUUUUAAGUCUUCGAAUCAGAAGGAAAGAAUCAAUAGAAUGCCUUCUUCUAUACGAUUGAUAGGCGUGGCAAUGGCAUUGCCUUGA